Pseudoliparis swirei is the source of this 2498-nucleotide messenger RNA. RefSeq names its product eukaryotic translation initiation factor 4E type 3-like. The record is from RefSeq and is a predicted model, not a curated record. Gene Ontology annotation, molecular function: RNA 7-methylguanosine cap binding; translation initiation factor activity. The transcript is spliced from 7 exons. Gene Ontology annotation, biological process: translational initiation. Gene Ontology annotation, cellular component: eukaryotic translation initiation factor 4F complex. Bases 1 to 657 code for a protein of 218 amino acids. Lineage: Eukaryota; Metazoa; Chordata; Actinopteri; Perciformes; Liparidae.
AUGGCAGUUCCAGUAGCUGCAUUACAGCUGAGCGCCUCAGCCAGCCCGAGUCUGCUGGAGCACAACAUCCACAUCAGCGACAUAGAUUUGGGGAGGAUUUCAAGUGACAAUGAAAACAACACUCUGCCUUUACAUUCUCCGUGGACCUUCUGGCUUGAUAGAUCUCUACCGGGAACAACAGCAGCUGAAUGUGAGUCCAACCUGAAGAAGAUCUACACCGUGGACACCGUCCAGAACUUUUGGAGAGUAUACAACAACAUACCCGGCGUCUCCAGCUUGCCAUUAAGAUGUAGCUAUCAUCUGAUGAGAGGAGAAAGAAAACCGCUCUGGGAAGAAGAAAGCAAUGCUAAAGGGGGAGUUUGGAAGAUGAAAGUACCCAAAGAAUGCACUUCGGCUGUGUGGAAGGAGUUGCUGUUGGCUACUAUUGGAGAGCAGUUCAGUGACUAUUGUGCCUCAGAUGAUGAAGUCGUCGGCGUCAGCGUCAGCGUCAGAGACAGAGAAGACGUGUUUCAGGUGUGGAACGGAAACGCUUCGUGUGCCAACGAGUCGAACAUCGUGGGAAGGAUCAACGAGCUCCUUCCACAAAUACCUUUCAAAGCGGUGUUUUACAAGCCACACGAGGAGCACCACGCUUUUGAGGGAGGUCGAAGACAUUAGCACAUUGGUACGCCUUCAGAACCCUCGAUAUCUACACGUUUUAUUGCUUGCGAACGUGUUUUGGAUAAUAUUUGAAGCAAAUUAGUGCGUAGUUGCUUACUAAAUGAUCGUAUUUACCUCAAAAUGUAGCACAUUGUGAUUUUUCAGUCGACGGAAUUCCUCAUCUUAAGAGCACUGCUGUCAUUCAUAGUAAUAUCCAACGUUUUCUUUUGUCCACGGCAAACACAUUAGUUCGUUCGAUUUUUAUUUGUGGCAGUGCUUGUGUGUUUUAAUACUUCAAUGUUUUUUUCAAAUCCUUAACCAAAACAACAGAUCAUGUGCAAGUACAUGCCAGAUUUUGUAUCAUAGCAUUUGGCGCCAUUUCCUGAGCAAAGACAAAGCUAGGUCUUUGCUUAAAAUCUAAGAAGAAAGCAAAUAUUUACCUGAUCAAUACAAUUCAAGGCUUUUCUAAUGAGCAGUUGUCUCUGUUUUGUUGUGUUACAGCCAAAAUACGGUUGCCUAACGUAAAUAGUUAGUAUGCUGUAAUGCUAAUUAAUAUAAAAGCAGAAAGUUGCACAUUCUUUUUUUAUUUAUCUUUUUUUAGGAUAUGAGCGAAUUGUAAAAGGAAUAUGUGACAAUAAGAUGACCUCAGUACGCAAAUCAACAAGAGUAGACGCUGAGAAAUAUAUGCAAUAAUUUCUAUUCUGUAGGAUUUGCAGUGUUGUAGUUGUUGUUGUGUUCUAUAGCCUCUGCUCCAAAUCAAGCACUUUUGUUUCUUACUGUGUGUGAACUGUGAUAAUUGAGACCAAAUCCACUUUGGUUUUGUGUCAUGUUUCCUGGUGAAUUAUAAAGCUGCUUUUUUUUCUUUUUCAAAUAGUAACUUGAGAUGCGUAGGUAACAUAUGUGAUGUAAUAUGUUUUUUUCCUCGUUUUUUUGUUAUAUAUUCAUCUAACCUGUGUUUAACUUGGAUGUGCAAAGCCUACCCUUUCUUUCGAUAAAACUGGUCUCAGUAAACAGAGAAGGAAGCCAGAAAAAAAGUAUGUGCCACAAAUCUCAGUUUCCUUGAGGGAUUGCUCGGGGGCCUAUUUCAGUGAAUUUGUACACAUGGUUUGAUGCAACCAUUGAAGCAGGGUCACAUCUGAUUUACUAUUGCUGCACCAAAACCAUUUGUGUCUCACAAAUCCCUAGCUUUAAAAAAUGUUUUCUGUGGUCAUGUUAACUGCUGUAUUUGUAUCACUGAAAAACAUAAUCAUAUGAGACAUGUUGAAAUUUAGGAUAAUCAAACGUUUCCCCUGAGUUUGACAUACUGUAUUAAAGGGAGUGAGAUUGACUGGUCUGAAUAGAGCAUGGCAAUUUAUUUUGAGUACUAGUACUACUAUACUUACACCGUUGAAGGGGUGCUACAUCUCGUUUGCAUGCUAAGCUAUACUUGCAGCUAUGGGGUACGCAUUGAAACCCACAGAAAGACUGCUGCUAUGAUUUCUCAAUCAAAUCAAAUGUGAAAGUGUUUUUGAUGCUGGUGUCUUGGCUUUGAGUCGCUAAUUAAGAAUGUUCACUGGAGGAGUUCGUUUUUCAGACCAUGCACCUUUGCCAAAUGUUCUCUUUAUUCUGCUGUAGUUUAUGUAAUAUAAGCACAUAUUGUAGGAUAAGGGAGUACUGUACCCUUGCACAUAUACAGUUUAUCAGCCACUUCAGAUUUCAGACCAUGUCACUGAUUGUUGAUCUUGGAUGGUGCCUUUGUGUUUACCAGCAGUUCAGAAUGUUGCCUGUGUUCAGCAUGUUGAAAUUGUAUAUAGUCAUGAUUCUGUUAGUUUUACACGUGUUUGAAAAAUAAAUGUGAAAAAUAAAGAUUCCCGAACUAC